CCAAAGCCAUCACUUCCCACCGCAUCACAAGGCUCCAUUCAUCCUGUCGCGUGUCCCUCCUGCCCUCGCUCCGCUAGUAUGACCCUCACGGUGUCGGAAUCGGACAGCAAUAGUCUAAGAAAUCCGAGCAUGACCGAAACUCUACCCAGCUCUGAACUAUCCUUACUAGCCAAACUGGAGGCCGCCAACAAGCUGAUCGAGAGUGACUCGAAGAGUCUAAACUCACUCCAGAGCUCGGCGCACAGCCGCAAAAGCUCCGACACGAGCCAAAUAAGUCUGAACUCGGGCGCUUCGUCCGUCGGCGAAGAAGAUGUGUGGUCGACGUGGGCCAGCAUCGUCACGGACUGGGAGGCCAGCCAGAGGCGCAAAGGCCCCACGGUGCGGGAACUGGUGCGCAAAGGCAUACCACACCACUUCCGAGCGAUCGUAUGGCAGCUGCUGUGCGGGGCAUCGGACGCCGAUAAGAAGCAGUACGCAGAGUACAUAAAGGCGACGAGCGCCUGCGAGAAGGUGAUCCGGCGAGACAUUGCCCGCACCUACCCGGAGCAUGACUUCUUCAAGGAGAAGGAUGGGCUCGGCCAAGAGGCACUGUUCAACGUGAUGAAGGCGUACUCGUUGCAUGAUCGCGAGGUCGGCUACUGCCAGGGAUCUGGCUUUAUUGUCGGAUUGUUGUUAAUGCAGAUGCCAGAGGAGGAAGCGUUCGCGGUGUUGGUGCAAAUAAUGCAGCAGUACCGUAUGCGCGACAUGUUCAAACCAUCGAUGGCCGAGCUGGGGUUGUGCAUGUACCAGCUGGAGAAUAUCGUACAGGAGCAAAUACCCGAGCUACAUCUGCACUUCCAAUCGCAAAGCUUCCAAACAUCCAUGUAUGCCUCGAGCUGGUUCCUUACACUGUACACCACCGCCCUCAAUCUCACGCUCAGCUGCCGUAUCAUGGACGUGUUCCUAUCCGAGGGCAUGGAAUUCAUUUUUAAGGUUGCCAUCGCCCUGCUAACCAUCGGCAAGGACACGCUGCUUUCACUGGACAUGGAGGCCAUGCUAAAGUACUUCCAAAAGGAGCUUCCACAGAAGGUAGAAAACGAUGCCGACGGGCUGUUCAAUCUCGCGUUUCAAGUGAAGAUCAAUACGAAAAAGAUGAAAAAGAUGGAAAAGGAGUACGCUGAUCUGCGAAAGAAGGAACAGGAAGAAAUGGUGGAGCUGAGACGGCUACGGAGCGAGAAUCGUUUGCUCAAGAAACGGAACGAACUGCUCGAGGCUGAAAGUGCGGAACUCGCGGAUCGACUUGUGCGUGGACAGGUAUCGAGGGCAGAAGAGGAGGAAACCAGCUAUGCGAUUCAAUCCGAGCUACUGGCCCUGCGGCGGACUCAUCUGGAAGUGUCCCAUCAACUGGAAACUGCCAACGAGGAAGUGCGGGCACUCAGUUUGAGAUUGCAAGAGAAUAAUCCCGAGAAUUCUCUCGAAUCCAACAACUCUCGCCAGAACUCAUUCGACGAGCUGAUCAUGAAGGAAGAGGCACUGAAACAGCGCGAUGAAAUGGUUUCUUGCUUGCUGGAAGAGCUGGUUAAGGUACGACAGGGGCUGGCCGAGAGCGAAGAUGUGAUUCGCAAUUUGAAGACCAAAAUUCAGGAACUGGAAGAGGACAAGAAAAGAUUGCGUGAAACGACCACGGACAACUCGGUGGCUCAUCUGCAGGACGAGCUGAUUGCAAGUAAACUUCGUGAAGCGGAAGCAAGUCUGUCGCUGAAAGAUCUUAAGCAACGCGUGCAAGAACUCAGCAGUCAGUGGCAGCGACAGUUAUCCGAGCAGCGGAAUGAUCCGACUCAGAGCAGCGAUUCAGGGGCGAAAAAGUUGUUGUUCUGGGAAUCGGGUCGUUCACAGGACUUGCAGAAGGUGGAAGAGGAACUCAUGACCACACGGAUACGGGAGAUGGAAACGUUGACCGAGCUGAAAGAGCUACGACUGAAAGUGAUGGAGCUGGAGACGCAGGUCCAGGUAUCGACAAACCAAUUGCGACGACAAGAUGAGGAGAGUAAGAAGCUGAAGGAAGAGUUAGAGGAAGCAUUGGUUCGCGAGCGCGAGUUGGCCAACAAGGCGAGAGAACAACAGCACCGCUACUCCGAUCUCGAAUCUCGCAUGAAAGACGAGUUGAUGAAUGUGAAGAUUAAGUUUACUGAGCAAAGUCAAACAGUGGCGGAGCUGAAGCAGGAAAUUUCAAGACUGGAAACUAAGAACUCGGAAAUGUUGGCUGAGGGUGAGCUGCGAUCUAAUUUGGACGAAUCGGAUCGCGUCCGUGAUCUGCAAGACAAAGUCGCAGAGCUAAAGGCUGAGCUAACUGCCAUCAAGAGCCGUGGGACGGCGUUAAACCUGCGGAAAAUUAAAAGUACCUCGAUACAAUCGAUUGAUUCGAACGAGAUUGAUUUUGCCGAGAUUCAGCUUUCAUCCAAAAUGCACAUUCCUGGACCGCCAGCCAGCAGUUCCGGUUCCCCGUCAUGAGAGGAGUUCGCACAAACACAGCAUCAACUUUUCGACAAGGAGGUAUCGAAAUGGGAAUGUUAUAUGGUCCUUCCGAUCAAAGGAAAUGUAUGCUUAAUGUAAAACCAAUUCCGUUACUGCUUCUGUGUGUAGCCUCCAGCGAACAACUAUAAUGCGCAACAAUUACUACGACUGCAACUAGAAUUGCAAUGUGUACUGAUUUAAAAACAAUGUUAAUUCCCCACCAAGGGAAUGAUUGUCGGCUUGUAAAGGCUUUUUGCUUACGUGUGUGAAAAGAAAAAUGGUUCAGAUAAAAAGGGUGGGAGCUUUUUGAAGUAAAUGUACCCGGCAACGGUACCACACUGCCAACGGACACAUUUAUUGACAACCAGCUCCGUUUCUUCGAAACGAUUUUACAUUUCCAAUAGUUUCUCGACCAACUGCUGCAAUUAUUCUUGACCUAGUGUUGGCAUUGUGAAUGCCAUUUUUAGUGUAAAUGUUACUUUUGUGUUAAUCUAUUCCCUCUGGUCCAUUCACCGGUUCGUGUUUCACAUUCUUUGCUACAGUAUUGCGUGAAAAGUUCUAAACAGUUGUGUGCAAUUCAUCGUAUUUUGUUGUCUCAAUUUUUGAAACUUCUAUUCCUUAUUCCAUAUAUUUCACUUUUUGGAAAAAAAACUGUUUUAUACUAGAGUCACAAUAGCGCACGCGUGGCUGUUGUUUUAUGCUUAGCUUAAGUCAUAAAGAGGUUGUUUAUUUACUCGUUUUGUUGGUUUUCGUUUUUCAUCAGUACAUGAAUUUCAGGGAAUGAAUCUUCCUCGCUGCAAUGACCACAUUCGCAUGUGAAGUAAAGUUGCCGCAAGGAACGAAUUACUUGUAAAGAUAGUUUGAUGCACAUAGUACAUGCAUUGGCGAAAGUUACGAAGUCAAAUUCGUACCGUUUUUUGUGUGCAAGACAACGCUACAUCAAUCGAUGAUCGGCGACAAACUGAUGUUUAGUGCAAGUGGUGCGGUUUUCUCGUGUACGAUAAUGAGCUAAUGUGCACCGAACUAACGAGAAUCCGGCACAGUCUAGUGAUAGUAGUUUGUAAUAAUGUGAAUGAAUGGCUAGGAAAAUAAUCUACUUUAAAAUAUUUACUUAAGACAAACUACGGAAACCGAUAGGAAUCGAGCGGAGACGGACAUAUUUUAGCACAUCAAACGAGACGAAACGCAGGUUAAUGGGUGCCAAAACAAUACAGAAAUCCGCAAAUAAAAUGAAACAAAACUUUCAAUGGAAAAAUGAUGCAUAAACCGUAUACAGUGAUGAAAAACAAACUCAAAAAAAAACAAGCAAAGAUAACAUUAACCAUAGGUUGUUCAUAAAUUUUCUUCGUAUUCCUUAGCUGAUGUUUCCCGAUUUGUUUGAUGCAAUGCUGUAUUAUGUAACGUGGCAUUGCCGAUAUUCUAAAAUUGAGGACAAGAAAACAAGAAAUUGGCAACAGACUUUGGUGUUUUUGUUAAAACAUAUGGAAAUUAGCUAAGGAAUCGUUGCUAGAGAAAUUCAUCUCCGAAUCGAUUUACUUCCUCCAACUUACUGAUACCAAAACUAAUAUCCGUUACGUGCUUCUCAAAAUACAGAAUAAAGCUAGCAGUAGAUGUACUUAAAACUCUUAUUACACGCAGUAUAGUUGAAAGACAAACGACAACGAGAUUUACACUCGCACAGAUAAAAUUAUUUGAUAUUUGUUUCCAAUCAGAAGUUCACGCAAAUGGGGUGCAAUGGACAAGUCGCCAAUUUUCAGUGUGCGAACUGAACGUAAACGAAGCACAUAAAUAAGCCAACAACAACAUGCAUACACAACUACUUCAUCACACGUUAAAACAGGGUAAAAGCAACACAUGAUCACCGUGAAAAGACAAGUUACGGAGAGAUUAAUCCACUACCGAAAACUGCGGCGUCAUCCUUUAUUGGGGAGCAAGCGAUGGGGGAGAAUUCAAACGGCAAGAAAUUUGAAUUCAUCAUGCGAGCAACAGUGCAUAAAAUAUCAAUUUUUACAACACAACAAAGAGAAGAUGACACUCACAAUAUCCCAUGUACGAUACGGAAAAGUUAAUGUCAAAAAAUUUUGUCGCAAUUUAUGGGAUUUUGAACACGCCGUGUCCGUUCUAAGUUAAGGGAUAGAUCAGAAUUCAGCGUUGCGUAUGAUGAAGAAGUAAAAUACAUACGGAUUGUGUCAUAAAACCGAAUCGUUCACUCCGUUUGCUGAUAAACUAAAAACUAACUACAAGGGAAAGCAGUUUUGUUUCUAUAUAACAACUCAGUAGCGAAAUAAUUCAUACCUUGCAGUGGUAAUCGAAACGUGUGUUGACAUAUAGAAAAUGAAAAAGAGAUUCCAAUAAAGCUGGAU
Messenger RNA from Anopheles cruzii, 4856 nucleotides. It is a transcript of the gene Evi5, whose product is annotated as ecotropic viral integration site 5 ortholog. NCBI's taxonomy places the organism in Eukaryota, Metazoa, Arthropoda, Insecta, Diptera, Culicidae. The transcript has 9 exons. Bases 79 to 2490 code for a protein of 803 amino acids. The record is from RefSeq and is a predicted model, not a curated record.